This is a messenger RNA of Branchiostoma floridae (Florida lancelet), 2844 nucleotides long. RefSeq names its product limbic system-associated membrane protein-like. The coding region runs from base 780 to 2312 and encodes 510 amino acids. The transcript is spliced from 8 exons. Gene Ontology annotation, molecular function: cell adhesion molecule binding. Gene Ontology annotation, cellular component: cell-cell junction. NCBI's taxonomy places the organism in Eukaryota, Metazoa, Chordata, Leptocardii, Amphioxiformes, Branchiostomatidae. The record is from RefSeq and is a predicted model, not a curated record. Gene Ontology annotation, biological process: cell-cell adhesion.
UUUUUAAAUAUCACUUCUCCAUAGCUAGCAGCAGAAAAGCAUUACGGUGAUGAGUUGUUUUCUUCAUGAACACUUUGAUGAUUGGGUAUUAAAAGUUUGCAACCCCCCUGUUUGCCAACUUUGUUGGUACGGUCCGCAGAGGCCUGCAGGGCGUUACCGUGUGCCAUAAAACAGCGGAAUGAUGCGAUCAGGGGGGUAUCGGGGAAAGAUGUUUAUACCGCCUGCAGCUCUCCCGGAUUGGUAAUUGUGCUUACCUACGGCGUCUUUCAGUACUAAACAAGUACAGCGUCUCCAAUGAUUUCAACAGUCUAUACUCGAGCGAUGCGAAGAAUUCUUAAUCAACUAAGUGCAACCGAAGAACGCGGUAAAGAGAUCUCUUAAGCAUCGUCAAGGUUCGCCAGGGAGUUCUGGAUGAUACUCAUCAAACUGCAAAAGUGAGUAAACCAAUACAUUAUCGGGUUUUAUUAUGAAACUCCUACGGCGCUGGACUAUCGGGUAGAACUAAGGAUCCAGAGAGGCUGGUGUAUUCCCGUGGAUGUCCUAACAAGAGCUGUCGGGUGGUAGCAUCGUUCCCCGAGCGACGGAGAAGGAAAAAUUGUCCCGUCCACUCGUCGACCAGAACCGGCAUCAACCAUGGGCUCCAUUAGUAAUUGAAUCGUGUGGAGAGUCAAUUCCUGUAUCUUAAUGACAGCCAAGACCCUUGCGACGCGCUUCAGCUGCUUUUAAAAGGCUUACAGUAGUAGUUUGGAACCCACACCUCGCGACAGCGCUCUGCCGAGAUGGCCUCUGGACACGUUUUCCUCGCACUCAGCGUUGGUAUAUCAGCCGUUUUUCAAGUAACCAUUGCACAGGAUGGAAUCCGGCUGACUCUUCCAACCAAGGUCAACGCCAUCGUUGGUGCGGACGUGGUACUACCCGCCACGUACACAACAAACCAAAUGGCUACGGUUACUCUGGUUCAAUGGAGCAAGAUCGACCCAAGAGAUCCCACAAAGAGAAACCGAGCGUUAUCUUAUAACCCGGCUAAAGGCAUCUGGAAAGCCAUCGACAGUUAUUCGGGUCGUGUGGAGUUGGAAGAUCAGGCGUCCCUCAGGUUGGAGAGAACGAGCGCAAGGGAUGCCGGGAAGUUCGUCUUGGAGGUCAUGACGGAUGACCUGCAGACGAUGGAAGGGUCCGUGGAGCUGGUCAUUCUGGUUCCUCCAAAGGUAGUGGUGGGGCCCUCCAAGAUGUAUGUCGUUACAAGGUCAAAAACAGUUACGCUUUCCUGUUCGGUAAUGGACGGAUAUCCAAAUAUAACCUCUCUCAUGUGGAAAAGAGGGAACGUCCCCAUCGACACCUUACGUCUCAACGGGCCGAAAUACUCCGGAGGAAAUUUGGAGACGCCAUCUUUAACAAUACGCUACGUCGACCGGAUGGAUGCCGGGAUAUACGCAUGCGUGGUUCGACAUCCAGCAUCAACAAAGGAGCUGAAGGCGAACCUGACGUUGCGGGUACUGUAUCCAGCGUCUGUUACCAGAAUGACUGAAUCCUUCACUGCUUACUACGGUGAACACGUGACCCUACAGUGCAUCGCAGAAGGUAUCCCCAUCCCAAACAUCACAUGGGCCAAAGAUGGCGUCCAGCUGAAGUCUCGUUCAUCAACUCUCGCGAGAAAUCUUCGUCAAAGCACGUUGACCAUAGGUGACGUCCGUUCGAAUAACAGCGGGAGUUACAAGUGCACUGCUGUCAAUAGUAUAGGCGCGCCUGACACCAAGGCCUCCUUUAUUACCACACAACCUCCUUACAAGGGUUUCAACAUGCGAACGAUAGCAAUCGUGGUGGGAGUGACCGUGGGGCUCCUGUGGCUUGGCCUGUGCUGUUUCCUUGUUGUUUGCUACAUGAGGAGGCGCCAGCACCAGGCAGAGAAGACUAAAUUUGCCUUCUACUACAACAUGGGGAGGAGGGACCCUUCAGACACAGAUGGGCCACCCAAGGAAGUUCCAAAACUUCCAGAAAAGCCACGGAAUCCCACACCAGUGAACACUGGCAUCCGCACCAUGCGGAAGUCAAAGAAAGGACAAGGUAAACAGAGAAGAUACGCCCGCGUGCUGUACCCGUAUCUGGCUAUUGAAGAGAACGAGCUACAACUAGAGAUAGGUGACGUCAUCGAGGUGCUGGAGGGGGAAGAUGGCGGCUGGUGCCUGGGUUACCUGAGGGGCAGGAUAGGCCUGUUCCCCUCCAACUACGUCAUGUUUCUCUCAGGCAACGACGUACGACCGGCAGUGGCUAGACAAGUUAUUGAAGUAGAAGAGUCCGGCAAGAGAAGCAUCUGAGAAAAAACGCAUUUGACAUCAUCUUGAAGAUAUGAAACCACCAAUUACAUCGCAUUUAUCCGUCAAUUGGGCAUGAAUAUGAAGUCCGCCUGUUGGCCUGGCAAUAGGGGUAGUUAUUGGUUAAGAAAAUCCAGGUACAGAUACGUUCCAGGUCCACCAAAGAAUCAGGUCUAAGUCCGGACCUGAACAUGGACCUAAUUAUCUGUGAAAAAUUGUGAAUGGGUGAUACUCAAAAUAACGGUCCAUUUCGCUACAAAGGAUUGUGUUUGGUGGAGUAUCCGACGUCCACUGGCGUCCGAUUUUUUUGGACCGGUCCAAGAAGAGAAAAACGGUUUUGUAUCGGUAUCCACCCCUACCUGGCAACGUACAUGUACGCUCCCCCAAGUCGUGUAUAUGCAGUGCCUAGUACAUGAUCCAGUGUAGUUUGGUAACCACAAUGAAUGUGAAAAGGAAAAGAGAAGGAGAGUCACAAACUUUUUUAGAGCUCUAGAAGCCUUAUGUAAAAAAAAAGGACAUACUGACGAUCUAUAGA